Messenger RNA from Funneliformis geosporum, 328 nucleotides. NCBI's taxonomy places the organism in Eukaryota, Fungi, Glomeromycota, Glomeromycetes, Glomerales, Glomeraceae. The record is from the annotation of a GenBank genome assembly.
UGACAAUUCUUCAGGUUCUGGUAAUAAUAUUAAUGAUAUACCAGCUGGUAAUGGUGAUGGUAAUGAUGAUGACAGUGGAUGGGAUGAUCCAGAGGAUAUAGAAGCUGAAAUUAAGCUUAAUCAAAGAUUAAAAGAAUUCAAAGAUUCCUCAAAUGAUUCAGAAAAUAAGAUUUUUAAUCCAUAUACUUAUCAAAUAGCUGAAAAAAUAAAAGAUUUAAAAGAACAGUUAGAGAAACAAUAUAAUCAAUUAACAGUUGUUGAGUAUAAUCAUAAAAGAGCAAUAUUUGAAUAUCUUACCUUAUUAAAUAGUAAUAACAGACGUAAAAGA